AUAACUUAGUUAAUUUUUCAUUAUUCGUUUCACACUUAAUUAACAAAUCAAAACCACAACACUUACAUACUUUGACCGGUAGAGCUAAUAAGCUAAGCUAAGCUAAGCACUUGGCCAAAUCCCAUAAUAGCUACCCCACUCUGAUCUUUUUUGGGUGGGAACCGCCAAACAGUAGAAGCAGCCUCUUUUUUUUUUUUUUUUUUUUUUUUUUUUUCUUGAGAAGAAAAGGUUAGAGAGAACAAUUAGAAACCCUCCCUUUUAUUUUUCUUAUUUCCUUUUUUUCCUUGACCAACAAAAACCCUAAAUUCAGCUUUAAUCUACAUAUAGUAAAAAGAGAAAAGAAAACCCAUCAAUUCAAAACCAAAGAGGGUUUUCUUUUUCUUCCCUUUCAUCCUAUCAAUUUCAUUGAACUCUGUUCUCUCCCUUUUAAAAAAAUACUAGUACCCUUUUGCUCUAAUCCAAAAAAUAAGCCAAACCCAUUAUAGAUAUCCCAGUUACCGAUCAGAAAAAUUGCUUUUUUAAGAUUUAUAUUUAUUUAGUUAUAUAUAUGGCUAGUACUUUCUGAUCAUUGUUCUCCUUCGAGAAACCCUCUGUUUUUUUUUGGGGUUAUCUUUUUCUCUCUCUUCUUUCUCUGAUCAUAAUAAAUGAGUCUGUUUGUGUAAGCAAAUCUCUCUGAAACUUCAUAUAUAUCUCUGUCUAGCUAAGCUAAGUUCUAUUCCACGUCUUACCAAUUCUUUCCUUUGUUUUUCGCUUCUCUCUCUCUGUUCUCCAGAAGCAAUGGACUCUGGUAACAGUGGGAGUAUGCAAUCCUCGAGCGGUGGAGACGAAGAGUACGACUCACGCGCCGAAUCGAUCUCUGCCCUUUUGAGCUCCAACCCUCAAGGCCAUAUGGGCAGCCACCACGCGCCGCAACAGCAGCACACCCACCAGCACCAGCAGUCCUCCAUGUUCGACCCUUUAUCCAACUUCUUCGAUCCGACAACAGUCUCUUCCCGAUCUCCGCUCAAUCUUGACAUGGCCUGGCCCAGAACCUUACGAUCCGACCCGAAUUCAAUCGAUCUUGGAUCCGGGUUGAUGUCUUCGUCGUCAGCCCAGAACCAAAGCCACCCAUUUUUCACAAAUAGCCAAUACGGACAAGGACAGAACAGAGGCAGUGGAUUCGGAAUCAGCGGAGUUGGAGGUGGAGUGAGCCUUGCCGGCAACGUAGGCGGCGGAGGUGGAGUCGGGCUUGGCUCGAGUCACACUUUUCAGGGAAUUCAGAUCCCACUCGAGAAUAAUAAUAGUAAUAAUAAUAAUGGUCCAAGAGGUACAAACCCAGGUGCGAUUUCUGGAACUUCAGCUCAAAACGACGGGAACAACAAUGUCGUUCGAAAUCCGAAGAAGCGGUCAAGGGCUUCUAGGCGUGCACCCACCACAGUUUUGACCACUGACACCACCAAUUUCCGAGCCAUGGUCCAGGAAUUCACCGGGAUCCCGGCCCCACCUUUCACCUCCUCACCUUUCCCGAGAAGCACAAGAUUGGAUCUCUUUGGCACAGGGGGAGGAGCCGGUUCUUCCAUGAUGAGAUCAGGACCGUUGGAUUCACCGCCGCCCUAUAUUUUAAGACCUUUUGCUCAAAAGGUUCAGGCUCCCCAGCAACACCCAACGACGUCGUUCAUUCCUCCAAUCUCAUCUUCAAGUAGUGCUUCCAUGGCUUCAACUUCAACUGCCAUUAACUACCAACAACCACCACCGGGAGGCGGAAGCGGUAGCGGAAAUGGAGGACAGAAUCCUCUCUUGAUGCAAAACCCAGUUCUGAAUUUCCAUUCCUUGCUUCAAGCUCAGCCUAAAUUCUCAUUAUCCAAACCUCAGACGUUAGGACCGUUGGAUCAUCAGAUUUCUCAUCACGGGCUUGAAGACUUUGGGCUGAGCCACCAUGGGCUCAGUGGGCUUCCCAAUCUCAUGUCGUCCGAUCACUUACCACCGAGGAGCGACGGCAACCAUCCAACCACGACGUCGUCUCCGCCAACGACAACUGCUACACCCAACUGGGGUGAUGAGGUCGGAAUGGGUUUAAACGACACCAACAAUAAUAACAAUCGAAGCGGAAACGACAACAACAACAACAACAACGUAGAUCAUCAUCAUCAUCUUCUCAUGAGGUCAAUCAAUGGCGGUCCUACUACGAGUAAUAGUAAUGGUAGAGGGCCAGAGAAUGUAACAACCAGAACUGAAGGUAUGGUGGAAUCAUGGAUUUGCUCUUCAGAUUAAAUACUUAGUCAUCACAUAUAUAUAAACCAAAUUAUAUAUCAAAAAAAAAAAAAGAGUAUGAAGCAUGGUGAUUGAUUAUAUAUGAUGAUGAUGCAUGAUAGAGAAUCUUUUGUCUCUUCUCCAUCUAAAACCAUGGCGCUAUACCAACAUGAUGAUAUAUAUUAUCAAACACUUUUUUUUGGUUUUAAAUUUUUUUCUUCUUUUUUAUUACAUAUAUUAAUAUAUGUAAAUAACCAACAUCGUAUUUCUUUCUUAUGAUAUCCUUUCAGAUUUUGUUAUAUAUAUACCAAAAAAAAAUUUCUUGCUGCAUCAAAUAUUUAUUAUGUCAUUAACUUAUUCGGAAUAGUAAAAUAUUUGGUUAUAAUCUGCUUGUUUGACCAGUGGUGGUACUGUAUAAGCAGACCAAUACAGACAAAUAAUUAACCUGCUAUAUAUAAUACGCGUUUUCCUCGUACAUUACACUUCUAUGGAUAAACUUCAUUUUAUCUAAUUAAUUUAAAUGAUUAUUAUUACA
Molecule: messenger RNA, 2764 nt
Organism: Cannabis sativa
Lineage: Eukaryota; Viridiplantae; Streptophyta; Magnoliopsida; Rosales; Cannabaceae
Exons: 1
Coding region: 778-2250 (490 amino acids)
Source: RefSeq, a predicted model, not a curated record